AUGUUCUCCUCCUCCACUCUCAGCCUAACGGUCCUGCUCGCCGGUCUCACUCUUGCCCAGCACGCACCAGCUCUAUUCCCCCGCCAGUCUUACGUCCCUUGCGUCGAGCAGGUCAACCGCAAGCCUUGCGGCUCCGACGUCCUCUGCAUCCCCACGACCUGGACUUGCUGCCAGAAACAACAAGGCGGUUGCUCUCCCGGGAACGCUUGUUUCCUUGACGACAAUGGCGACGACUGCUGCUGUCCCGUGGGAAGGACAUGCAGUGGUGUAUGCGGCGCCGUGACCUUCGUCGAUGCGACUACCAGGGUUUCCACUAUCGUUGAGCCGACUACCGUUCCGGUUCCAACAUCUGUUACCGUUUCGAGCGCUGAAGCGUUCUCGAGCGUGAUUCUGGGGACCACUUCGACAGCUUCUAGCUUGCCAGCAUUGUCUUCUUCGUCAUCCUCUUCGCAUCUGCCGCUUCUCACGUCUACCACGAAUGUAACGACUCCUACGUCUACUCGUCCCUCUCCGUCUAUGUUCACCGGUGGCGCUGUGGGCGUCGGGUUCACUCACUCGGAGCUUCUGGCUGCUGCUUUGCUGGCUGGUAUGCAGUGGGUGCUGUAG
Molecule: messenger RNA, 606 nt
Organism: Coniosporium apollinis CBS 100218
Lineage: Eukaryota; Fungi; Ascomycota; Dothideomycetes
Exons: 1
Coding region: 1-606 (201 amino acids)
Source: RefSeq, a predicted model, not a curated record